Molecule: messenger RNA, 546 nt
Organism: Amaranthus tricolor (Joseph's coat)
Lineage: Eukaryota; Viridiplantae; Streptophyta; Magnoliopsida; Caryophyllales; Amaranthaceae
Exons: 1
Coding region: 1-546 (181 amino acids)
Source: RefSeq, a predicted model, not a curated record
AUGCCUUCUUAUGCAAAAUUUCUAAAGGAGGUAUUAUCUAACAAAAGGAUGCUGCCGGAAACAGGCGUAGAAACACUAAGAGGAAAAUGCAGCGCUAUCUUAGAGUGCAAGGUGCCGGAAAAAGAUUCUUACCCCGGGAGUUUCACCAUUCUUGUCAAAUUUGGUGAAGUUUUGGUUAAUAAAGCACUUGCUGAUUUGGGAGCUAGUGUGAGUAUCAUGCCACUAUAUUUAUGUAAGAGGAUCAAAGCGGAGAUCAAGCCAACAAGGAUAUCUUUACAACUAGCCGAUAGAUCAGUAAGGUUUCCAGUUAGAGUUGUUGAAGAUUUGCCAGUUCAAAUAGAAAAGUUCUAUGUCCGUUGUGAUUUUGUGAUUAUGGAUAUUGUUGAAGAUCAUGUCAUACCUAUCAUUCUUGGGAGAGAUUUUUUGAAGACUGCACGGGAUUUUUUUGAUGUGUUCAAUGGCAAGCUUACAUUGAACAUCUUGGGGGAGGACGUUGAGUUUCAUCUUCCAUCAAUGAUGAAAGGACCCGCUAAUGAAUCACUAUAG